This is a messenger RNA of Micropterus salmoides (largemouth bass), 1016 nucleotides long. Its product is annotated as C-type lectin domain family 4 member G-like. The transcript is spliced from 5 exons. Bases 45 to 977 code for a protein of 310 amino acids. NCBI's taxonomy places the organism in Eukaryota, Metazoa, Chordata, Actinopteri, Centrarchiformes, Centrarchidae. The record is from RefSeq and is a predicted model, not a curated record.
CAUUAAUUCAUGAAAGUGAGCCGAACCAGCUGAAAAAAAACCAAAUGAUUCUACUGGCUCUCAAUGGAAACCUGACAAACCAGAACAACAAACUCAGCUCAGAAAAUGAAAACCUGAGGGGGGAACACAACAAUCUGACAGUCCAGUUGGACAACCUGACACAAGCCUAUACUGUCUUAAAAAGUAACAUCACAAACCUGUCUGCAGAAAACCAGAACCUGACAUCACAAAACACCAAGCUGUCUGCAGAAAACCAGAACCUGACAUCACAAAACACCAAGCUGUCUGCAGAAAACCAGAACCUGACAUCACAAAACACCAAGCUGUCUGCAGAAAACCAGAACCUGACAUCACAAAACACCAAGCUGUCUGCAGAAAACCAGAACCUGACAUCACAAAACACCAAGCUGUCUGCAGAAAACCAGAACGUCACAUUACAAAAAAUGAAGCUGGAGUCACAGAGGAACAAUUUAACGGAACAGAUACGGAACAUGGAGACAAAGUGGAAUGAGCUCAACGUCAGUCGAGCUCAGUGGAGCAUUGAUGCCUACUGCCCAAAACCACAAAACCAAAGCAGAACGUGUAAAGCUUGUCAGGAUGGCUGGUUACCCUCCCAGUCCAGCUGCUAUGGGAUUAAUAACCCUGAUGUUUCUGGUCAGAAAACCUGGGAAGAAGCUCGAGAAAACUGCAGAGGAAAGAUUUCAGAUUUGGUUGUUAUAGCUGAUCAAACGGAGAAGACAUUCAUCAGUAAUAACAGUUGGGGCAGUUCAGGAACCAAGGGAUACUGGAUUGGUCUGAGAGCUGAAGAUGGGAAAUGGAAGUGGGUCGAUGGAAGUGUUCUGACUGAAAACUCCUGGAUACAACAACCUGCUACCAACGGUCAGUGUGUAAUUUCUGUCCAGAGAGAAGGAUGGAAAUCAGUGAGCUGUGGUGCCAGAAACAGAUGGAUCUGCAAAAAGAAGGCUUUAUCUCUUUAAACACUGCAGUCAUACUUGAGAAGGUUACUGGGUACUCUG